Molecule: messenger RNA, 1191 nt
Organism: Metschnikowia bicuspidata var. bicuspidata NRRL YB-4993
Lineage: Eukaryota; Fungi; Ascomycota; Pichiomycetes; Serinales; Metschnikowiaceae
Exons: 1
Coding region: 1-1191 (396 amino acids)
Biological process (GO): GPI anchor biosynthetic process
Cellular component (GO): endoplasmic reticulum membrane
Molecular function (GO): hydrolase activity, acting on ester bonds
Source: RefSeq, a predicted model, not a curated record
AUGGCUUCUUCCACAAGCUUGGCUUCCAAAGCCUUGAUACUUUUGGCUAUCAGCAAACUAGUUAUUUCUUCACCGGGAGAUAGGCUAGAUGAAUUCGAAGACUGCCUCUUUCAAUGCCAACAAAUAUCAUGCUACCAUAAUCCCUAUCACGUCAUGCAAGAGCAAUAUAGAGAGCCCUUACAAAAGAGGAACUACGAGUUUCGGCGGUAUGAACCAAGUUGGAAAUUUGAUACAGAGUUGCCUCAACAUCUUCGAUUCCUUUUGUGGGACUGUAAAUCCAAUUGCGAUUACCAAUGCCAACGAAUCAUCACAAGAGAACGAAAAGACAAUGGGAACGAAGUGUAUCAGUUCCAUGGAAAGUGGCCGUUCGUUCGUGUUUACGGAAUUCAGGAAUUUUUUUCUGCCUUGUUCUCCGUGGCUAAUUUUGUUCCCCACUUCAUAGGCUUUCGGAAAGUUAGCCAGUUGAGGCAAAGAAUGCCGAAAGAAAGGGCGGCCUUGAAUCCAGUAUUGCGCAAUGUUCAGCUCCUCGCUUUCGUCACCAUGUGUGCUUGGACAUGCUCGACGGUAUUUCAUAUCCGAGACUUCCUCAUUACAGAGAGACUAGACUACUACUUUGCGGGGCUCACUGUUCUUACCGGGUUGUACGCCAUCGGAUAUCGCUACUUGCGCUUAUAUCUCCAAUCGAGACAAGCUUACUCAUGGAUAUGGACGGCGCUUUGCAUGACUGCGUACGUCUAUCACCUUCGUAGACUUGUCACCGACUGGCUGUACACUUAUAACAUGAGAGCGAACAUUGUUGUGGGGGUCCUACAAAACGUGGUAUGGGGCCUCACGUGUUUUUCGCUAUACUCAAAGUUCUACAAGCAGGAAAUUAGCGGAGAAAGGGCAAUCGAUUUGACCCACUUAAACUACAUCCAGCGCGGGCGAAUCAUAUUCGGGUCAUUCUUUGCCAAGUCGGCCAAACUCUAUUCGUUGUAUCCACUUCUUCUCUGCGGAAUAGUGAUUCUCGGCAUGUCGCUUGAGAUCUUUGACUUUGCGCCCAUUUUGGGCGACUUGAUCGAUGCGCACUCGUUGUGGCACCUAGUCACAGUGUUCCCGGCCCUCCUUGGGUGGUAUGACUGGAUGUUGUGGGACAUCGAAGAGAACGUCUGGGAGGAGCUCCGCACGGCUCAACAGAAGAAAAACCAAUAG